UUUGCAAAUAUUUUCUCCCAUCCCAUAGGUUGCCUUUUCAUUUUGUUGAUUGUUUCUUUUGCUGUGGAGAAGCUUUCUAAUUUGAUAUAGUGCCACUUUCUUAUUUUUUCUUUUGUUACUUGUGCUUUUUGUAUCAUAUCCAAAAAACCCUUGCCAAGACCGUUGUGUGGUCUUGGCACCCUUGUUGAAGAUCAUCUGAGUAUAUACAUGAGGGUCUAUUUCUGGGCUCUCUAUUCUAGUCCAUUGGUCCAUGGGUCUAUCUUUAUGCCAGGACCAUGACUGCUACUUCUUUUCUAUAGGUAAGAUCACCCCCACCUCCUGACAGCAUCCAAUCCAGAGCAAAGCCCUGCUUCCUUACACCCUGUCCAAAAUCACCUAAUACAAGCCCAAAUCCUGUAAAGGGAUCUUUCUAACACUCUGUUACUGAGAUUUCCCCAAAUUCUCCACAGUUUAUAGUUGAGUAAUAAACACAAUUUGUUUAACUGCAAGUGGGUCUCUGGUGGGUUUUGGCUGGAGGGCACUGACAUACAAAAACAUAGGAUUAACAUCUUCAAAAUAUAUAUAACAAUAUACAUCAACAAGAAAAGGAUUCACAUAUCAAAAAAAAAUUGAGCAAAAAGAAAAAUAGAAGAGAACUACAAACCAAUGAUUUUAUAAACACUGAAAAAAAUGUUUUGCUUCAAAUGCAUAAAAUCGUGCUGAUGAUUCAGUUGGUGAGACCAUCAUUUCAAAUUUUAGUCCAGGAGCUCCUGCAGAAAUUCCAGAACGUCUCAACACUAAAAGCCUCAGAAACCCAGCAAAAUUUAUCCUCCAUUACCAAGUUGGGGCGCAGGGGCGGGACACCAGUCGAAAGGCUGCUCUAAAUAGGGCUUAGCUCCGCCCCAGCAGCGGUUAACACCUUCCCCGGGAAGUCCACUUUCCCACCGUCAACUCGGUCCUCCGAGGGAGCCCUGGCGCAGCUCAGGCCAGCUGGUCCCAGAGGGAGGACGUUCUAGCCGGCCGCCUACUCGAUGGUAAGGCCUGCAGCCGUCUGGCCUCCGGGCGCCGCCAUGUUGGAGGCGCAGGGCGGGAGCCAUGGCUGCGAGCGCCCGAUGCGCAGCCAGAGCGGGGCCAGCUCCGUGGGGCGGAUGCUGGAAGUGCGGCCGGGGCUGUACCUGGGUGGAGCCGCGGCCGUCGCGGAGCCAGACCACCUGAGGGAGGUGGGCAUCACGGCCGUGCUAACGGUGGACUCGGAGGAACCCGAUUUCAAGGCGGGGGCUGGGGUCGAGGGUCUGCUGCGCUUCUUCGUGCCAGCGCUGGACAAACCCGAGACCGACCUGCUCAGCCAUUUGGACCGGUGCGUGGCCUUCAUCGGCCAGGCCCGCGCCGAGGGCCGGGCAGUGUUGGUGCACUGUCAUGCAGGAGUCAGUCGAAGUGUGGCUGUAGUGACUGCUUUUAUGAUGAAGAUUGACCAACUUACCUUUGAAAAAGCCUAUGAAAAUCUCCAGACUAUCAAACCAGAUGCUAAGAUGAAUGAGGGGUUUGAGUGGCAACUGAAAUUAUACCAGGCAAUGGGAUAUGAAGUAGAUACCUCUAGUGCAGUUUAUAAGCAAUAUCGUUUACAGAAGGUUACAGAGAAGUAUCCAGAAUUGCAGAACUUACCUCAAGAGCUCUUUGCUGUUGACCCGACCGCCAUUUCACAAGGAUUGAACGAUGAUAUUCUCUACAAAUGCAGAAAGUGCAGGCGAUCUUUGUUUCGAAGUUCUAGUAUUUUGGAUCAUAACGAAGGAAGUGGUCCUAUAGCCUUUGCCCACAAGAGAGUGACACCAUCUUUCCUGCUUACCACAGGGAGUCAGGCUCAAUGUACAUCUUAUUUCAUUGAACCUGUACAGUGGAUGGAAUCAGCUUUGCUGGGAGUGAUGGAUGGACAGACUGAUUUAAAAGCCAACAUGUAUGCCACAUCCAUGAAACCUUCUGUUUCAUGCGUCAAGCUUCACCUUUCUCCCCUCAUGCUGGAGUUAACCUGUUCCUCCUUUGAACUCCAGUGUAUGGCAUGCUUCCUGCACAGUUGUUGUAGUCCACCUUCUGCUUCUUUGCCCCAAAUGCAAUGCCAAAUUGGGUUCCUUCAACUGGUAUGGUGAACAGUGCUCGUGUGGUAGAUGGAUAACACCUGCUUUUCAAAUACACAAAAAUAGAGUGGAUGAAAUGAAAAUGCUGCCGGUUUUGGGAUCACAGACAAGAAAAAUAUGAACUUGUGACAUUUGACAACUUGGAAAGAAACUUGCCUAUGAUAUGUGCUACCCUUGCUUAUUGUCGUUCAUAGCAGAUUGUCCAGUUUUUAGGCCAAGAUUUCAUUUGCAAUAUGAGAAGAUAAAAUCACUUGAUGUGACUUGGGAACUAUGCUUUGUUAGCUGCCUAUGCUAUGUGAAUAGAAUACUUUGUAUGGAAAUCACAACUUUUUAAUCAUGUAAAUUAUACUUUAUUUGAUAGUAAAAUCUUCUAUAACUUGAAUACUUUCUUUGUUUCAUAUAUUUUUAAAAGUUCUGAUUUUUGGAAUGUUAGUUAUGUGAUCUUAAAGUCUGGAUGGACAAAAUUAUGUACAAAAAUUGGAAGCUAUCAUGUUUAAAUAGAUAAACUUUUAUUUCUAGAAAUGUAAAACAUUUGUAUGGACAUAUUUUGACAAUUAAUUCUUUUUCUCUCUUUUGAGGGACAUUAGUAAA
Molecule: messenger RNA, 2699 nt
Organism: Equus quagga
Lineage: Eukaryota; Metazoa; Chordata; Mammalia; Perissodactyla; Equidae
Gene: DUSP12
Product: dual specificity phosphatase 12
Exons: 7
Coding region: 1011-2120 (369 amino acids)
Biological process (GO): protein dephosphorylation
Cellular component (GO): nucleus
Molecular function (GO): protein tyrosine/serine/threonine phosphatase activity
Source: RefSeq, a predicted model, not a curated record